CUGUCAAACUGUCAAGAGUUGUUUGACGUGGUGAAAAAGGGGGUAUAUUUUGCGUGGAAAAGGCUGCAAAAUUAGGGUGAAAAUUGGUGGUUUCCACGAGAGGAAGUCAUGCAGAAGUACGAGAAGCUGGAGAAGAUAGGCGAGGGGACUUAUGGAACGGUGUUCAAGGGAAAGAAUCGCGACACCCUCGAAAUUGUGGCCCUGAAACGCGUUCGCCUGGAUGAGGAUGACGAGGGCGUUCCCAGUUCUGCCUUGAGGGAGAUUUGUCUGCUGAAGGAGCUGAAACACAAGAACAUCGUUCGCCUGUAUGACGUCCUGCACUCAGAUAAGAAACUAACGCUUGUGUUUGAGCACUGCGAUCAGGAUCUCAAGAAAUACUUCGACAGCCUGAACGGAGACAUCGACCUGGACGUGGUGAAGAGCUUCAUGUACCAGCUUCUGCGCGGCCUGGCCUUCUGUCACAGUCACAACGUCCUCCAUCGCGAUCUUAAGCCACAGAAUCUGCUCAUCAACAAGAAUGGCGAACUAAAGCUGGCGGACUUCGGCCUGGCCAGAGCCUUUGGAAUCCCCGUCAAGUGCUACUCCGCCGAAGUGGUUACACUCUGGUACCGUCCGCCGGACGUUCUGUUCGGCUCGAAGCUCUACACCACGAGUAUCGACAUGUGGUCGGCGGGAUGCAUAUUCGCGGAACUCGCCAAUGCCGGACGGCCUCUGUUCCCGGGUUCCGAUGUCGUGGACCAGCUCAAGCGGAUCUUCAAGCUGCUGGGCACACCCACUGAGGAGACGUGGCCCGGUGUCACGCAGCUGGCGGACUACAAACCCUUCCCGCUCUACCACUUGACCACAUCCUGGAGCCAAGUGGUGCCCAGACUGAACUCCAAGGGGCGCGACCUGCUGCAAAAGUUGCUCGUGUGUCGGCCCAACAUGAGAAUAAGCGCUGAACAGGCCAUGGCACAUCCCUACUUCAGUUCCAACUGAGUCUUUCCCCAGUUUACGUGUAUCUUUACUGAUAGGCUCUAUAUUUUACUAUUUAAUCGAGUAUUUAUGGCAUUUCCUGGCAAUGUACCAAAUAUUUGUAAUACCUAAGACGUGUCUGAUUAAAGUCCCUUUUGAUCCUUAAUUGGCUUUCAUUGAACUGGAAAUUAUGGACAGAAAUAGAGAGACCUCAAGUGUAGGUAUGUAUGUAUAUAAAAAGUCAUUUAAUAAUUUCUUAAUCGUCUUUAGAUGCACUUGAAAAUCUGCAAAGUCUGACUAAACCCGCAUUGCUGAUGGUUUAUCGCGAAAGAAUGAAAUCAACCCUGAAAAUGCACUUAGUUUCGCAGCGGAUUUUCUGUAAUUACGUUUUUCAUGUGAAAAAUAUACUCCUCAGCGUCACGCAAUGCGAUUUGUGAAAUACUUUCACAAUCCUAACAAUUAUUGAAUUAGCACGAUUGUUCUUCACUCUGAUUGCAAUCAUCAAAGAAUGAUUUAUGCGCUUGAUGAGGCGCGCGAACAUUGCGAAGACAAGAGUCUGAGGAUUUUUAUAUAGUGGCUAAAACGCUUUUAUUUCCGAUUUUUACAUCACACAUAAAAUGACAUACACAUUAAGUUGUUUUUAAAUAUAAUAUUAUCAUUAUUAUAAUUAUUUCAAAUUGUUUUAAGUGUUUCCUUUUAUUAUUUUUUCUUCCUUUUUAAAUUUAAUCCUUAUGUAAUGCUUUAUAUUAGUUUUCUCUCAUCUUUUUUUUUACUUUUUUCAGUAGUUCUCUCAUGCUUUAGCUUUUUUCCGUUACAGUAAUAAUGAUUAUAUAAAAAGCUUCUUGAUGUUCUUUUCUUUGUUGGGUUUCUUUUUUUUCUCUACCUUCACCUAAUAUCCUUCCUUAUAAGUUUGGUUUAUUUGGUGUUGUUUAUUUUUUCUUUAUUCCUUUCUCAAAAAAUGAUUACUAUAUAAUUUUUAUCUCUUCAUUUUCUCUUUAUCAUUAUAUAAU
Messenger RNA from Phlebotomus argentipes, 1964 nucleotides. RefSeq names its product cyclin-dependent kinase 5 homolog (gene Cdk5). The coding region runs from base 109 to 978 and encodes 289 amino acids. Gene Ontology annotation, molecular function: ATP binding; cyclin-dependent protein serine/threonine kinase activity. The record is from RefSeq and is a predicted model, not a curated record. NCBI's taxonomy places the organism in Eukaryota, Metazoa, Arthropoda, Insecta, Diptera, Psychodidae. Gene Ontology annotation, biological process: protein phosphorylation; axonogenesis; synaptic vesicle transport. The transcript is spliced from 2 exons. Gene Ontology annotation, cellular component: cytoplasm; nucleus.